Molecule: messenger RNA, 2497 nt
Organism: Gadus macrocephalus (Pacific cod)
Lineage: Eukaryota; Metazoa; Chordata; Actinopteri; Gadiformes; Gadidae
Gene: zbtb14
Product: zinc finger and BTB domain containing 14
Exons: 10
Coding region: 172-1482 (436 amino acids)
Biological process (GO): regulation of transcription by RNA polymerase II
Cellular component (GO): nucleus
Molecular function (GO): DNA-binding transcription factor activity, RNA polymerase II-specific; RNA polymerase II cis-regulatory region sequence-specific DNA binding; protein binding
Source: RefSeq, a predicted model, not a curated record
UCAAUUGGCGUUCUUGUGUGCGUGCUCCUGCGCAUGACGUGCUAGCGCAAAGCGCGGCCUUCAGCUGUAUGCUCGUGCUCAGCAUAACAACAAGACUCGUGGAUUUCUUAUUUCACAGACGCUCGCGAUCAAAAAACCCUCCGAACGUUAAUCACACCGCCGGUCUGGAGGAUGGCGGAGACGGUAAAGUACGUGGACGAGGACCAUAAGAGUGUGUUCCUGAAGCUGCUCAACGAGCAGCGGCUGGAGGGGGAGCACUGCGACAUCGCCGUGGUGGUGGAGGACGUCAAGUUCCGCGCGCAUCGCUGCGUCCUCGCCGCCUGCUCCAACUACUUCAAGAAACUCUUCAAGAAACACGAGGUGGACAACUCGUCGGUGAUCGAGAUCGACUUCAUCCGCUCGGACAUCUUCGAGGAGGUGCUGAACUACAUGUACACCUCCAAGAUCUCCAUCAAGAAGAGGGACGUCAACCUCAUGAUGUCCUCCGGGCAGAUUCUCGGGAUCCGCUUCCUCGACAAGCUCUGCUCCCAGAAACGAGAUGUGACGUCGGAGGAGAAAGAUAAGUUCCCGUAUGACAUCGUUAAGAUGGCCCUCCCGCCUGAAGCUCAGCUACCUCCCGAUGCAGAGGUUCUUGGGGAUGAACCAUCUGCCACCGAUGACCUGGACUCCUCAGCCAAUCAGGAGCUAGAGAAAUCGCCCAACUCUGCCCUCCGUGUCCAAGAGGCUCUUAUUCUGAAAGAGCUCGCCACAGAGGAUGUACACAAGGUUUCUUGUUAUGACCAGGAUGGGUCGGAGAUGGAGACGGAGCCUAAAGAGUUAGGGGCGGGGCAUCACACCACCCAGACGCUGUCAUUCGCCGACAGCAUAGGGGAGGUGAAGGAUGGGCAGGCUCCCGGUUGGUCGACGGCCACGACGGACAUGAAGUUUGAAUAUCUACUGUACGGACACCGAGAGCAGCUCGCCUGCCAUGUGUGUGGGAAGACCUUCCUGGACGAGAACCGGCUCAGGAAACAUGAAAAGCUCCACUCAGCCGAUAGGCCGUUCGUCUGCGAGAUCUGCAGCAAAGCCUUCACCACCCACGCCCACCUGAAAGAACAUCUAAAGAUCCACACUGGGUUCAAACCGUACCGCUGUGACGUCUGCGGGAAGUCCUUCAUCAGAGCGCCGGACCUGAAGAAACACGAGCGCGUCCAUAGCAACGAGAGGCCCUUCGCCUGUCAGAUGUGUGACAAGGCCUUUAAACACAAGUCCCACCUGAAGGACCACGAGAGGCGACACCGUGGAGAGAAGCCCUUCGUCUGCUCCUCCUGCACCAAGGCCUUCGCUAAGGCGUCGGACCUGAAGCGCCAUGAGAACAACAUGCACAGUGAGAGGAAGCAGCUGUCGUCGUCGGGGGGGCUGCAGACGGAGACGGAGACCCUGCAGGCCGCUGCCAUGGCGGCCGAGGCCGAGCACCAGCUAGACAACAUCGCCUGUUCCUAGCAGAGCACCCCCAGACCUGAGACCCCCAGAGCCACACCCCUAGACCAUACCACCUCAAGACCCCCAGAACCACACCCCUAGACCAUACCACCCCCCAGACCUGAGACCCCCAGAGCCACACCCCUAGACCAUACCACCUCAAGACCCCCAGAACCACACCCCUAGACCAUACCACCUCAAGACCCCCAGAACCACACCCCUAGACCAUACCACCUCAAGACCCCCAGAACCACACCCCUAGACCAUACCACCCCCCAGACCUGAGACCCCCAGAGCCACACCCCUAGACCAUACCACCUCAAGACCCGCAGAACCACACCCCUAGACCAUACCACCUCAAGACCCCCCAGAACCACACCCCUAGACCAUACCACCCCCCCAGAACCAGACGCACAGAACCAACCCCCCAGACCCAUAGAACCACACCAGACCCCCAGAACCACACCACCCCCAAGACCCCAAGAACCACGCACCCCCCCAGAGACACAGAACCACACCCCCAGACCAGACCACCAGAUCCACCCCCCAGUCAGGAUCCCCGAGACCAGACCUCCAGAACCAGGAGACCACCCCACCCACCGGACCGGACCACCAGAACCAGGACCCUAGCACACUGACUGAAGUGAUGAUUGUGCUGUUGCUAGGCUACCGGUAGAAACCUUUAAACCGCUGUGUCACCGCACCCGUUGCCCCGGAGCCGAGGGUGACCGGGCCGUUGUCACGGUGACCGGCGGGGAAGACCUGUAUGAUCGACAUCCUCUCAUCUCCAUGGUAACCCCAGGCGUCUCCGCAGUAACAGGACCCCCAGGCGUCUCCAUGGAAACAAUGACCUCUGAAGUUAAAAAUUAAUUUAGAACUUUUCCGGAGGGGGAGACUGACCUGUGUUGGACCUCCGCGUGACCUCCGCGUGACCUCGGUGGGACGGCUCAUGAAGAUCUAUUUUGUAGUUUCUCUGGACAUUCAAUCAUUUUUAUGUACUAUGAAUCUUCACAUUAUAAACGAUUUUUAACAUUGA